This is a messenger RNA of Musa acuminata subsp. malaccensis (wild Malaysian banana), 1340 nucleotides long. RefSeq lists its product as uncharacterized. The record is from RefSeq and is a predicted model, not a curated record. Lineage: Eukaryota; Viridiplantae; Streptophyta; Magnoliopsida; Zingiberales; Musaceae.
CGGGCGCCCUACCCGUUGAGUGGAUCCCAUGGGAGGACGAGGAGGCGACGGCGACGGAACGGGGGUGGCCGUGCCGCUGGGUUGCGGCUCGCUUCACCGCGCGCUCUUGCAGUGCCACCGGCGUGCCGGGGACCCGCGGCAGCAGGCGGUGCUGUGCCGACACCUGAACCGCUCGCUGGCCGAGUGCGUCGUGUCCGCUUGCUGCCCCGAGGAGUCGGAGGCCGUGCGUAGCCUCUGCUCCAGCGCCGGUACCUCCCUCAAGCGGUCACAGUGCCAGCGCGCGCGUCUCGCUCUCUCCGUCUGCCUUUCCUCCCCUCAACCGCCGGAUUCAUAGCCGUGGCAGUAUCCUUCUCGAGAUUACUGACCCUUCUGCACGCGGGCUCGUGUCUUGUUGGUUUCGCAUAAACUGUUGCAGGAGUUGUUGCCGAAGGCCUAUUUGUCUCUCCUUCAGAUUUCUGGAAGAUCAGCCAUCGCAAGAGACCUGCCUAUUCUGCCUUUGUCACACAGCUUAUGUUUUAACAGUUACGAAUACUUCCCUCAUUCAAGGAGGUGAAAGGCAAGUUCUAAACAUUUAGGUGUAGAAUCACUGCAAUUGCACACCAACAUAUGAAAAAUAUGGAUGCUUGGUUUAACUGUAAGUCCAACAUCUCUUCUAUCAGUGCCUCAUUGUUUAUGUAGUAUAUACAUUGGUCACACAUAAUUUACACAUUUUUUAUGUGUAAAGUUGCAAGUGUAGAAAUGAUAUUGUAAAUUUGGAAAAUAAUAAAAUGUGUAUGAAAUUAAACAUAAAAGCAGAGCUUUGAUUAAAUUGAUUCAGAUGAUGUUGGUUUUAGAUGAGCAUUGUUAAUUUUCUUAUUGUACAGCCUGUUUUAAUAGUAGUUCUCGGUUCCAUGAUUUCUGCACCACAAGAAUGCGGGCAGCACAUUUAGUAAUAGUUUCCAUCUCACACAAAUCACUAAAGCAUGGUUAUAGCUUUCUUCACUCUUCUUCCUGUUAAGAGUGGGUCUUUGACCACCACCUUUGCUUUCAUUAGCUAGCUUUCUUAAGAGUAAAGCAAAGAAUGUAUUGAUUGCAAGCUUUUGCAGAUAGUCCUAAACCUGGAGGUGUCCCACAUUAUUACUGUUGGUUUGUUGAAUCAUGGCCUGCCAGGUUUUGAUAGUCCUGUUUGUGUCAUUACUCUGACUUCUUUAAAUGACAGGAUCACCAUUUCUGCAAUGUGGGAACAUCCACUGUUACUUCUUCCUGCUACAAAUUCUUCUUAGUUUUAAUAUCACAAACAAAUUUUUAUUUUUAUUUUUUUGCACAACAAAAGUGUCAUUUUUUCUUGUAAAAAAUGCUUC